GGCGACGCUCAAGCCAAGGGAGCAUUUGUUCGGGACGAGGGAAACCGUGCCGUUAGGCGGACAGGCUGUGGGUUGUAACAGUUUGUACAGCUCGUUAAACCGGAUUCAAACGCAAGCGGAGGGUUUUAGUUUUUAAUCGUGCUGGUAAAGGAUUUGUUUAGAGUUUGCAUUUUAUUGAUAAUACCCCGCAACUCUGAAGUUUAACGAAGUGGAAGCGUUAAGUGUGGAAGGAAGAGGACUCGUUGGAUUCGCCUGUGGAUCCAUGCAGACUCGGUAUUUAACGUUACUGCUGUCCAAGCUCGCUAGCUUAGCUAACAUAUGUUAACGUUUAAGCCACUUUGUUAAAAACGGAUAAUUAAAGAAGCUACUUGUAAGGUAAUUAAAUUUUCCUGAAGGUCUGGAUAACAUUCUCAAAUUCACAGCUGCAGGCCUUAUAUUGAUGGGUGGAUACUGUGAGGCAACACACCAAGAGAACUGGAAAUCAUUCAGAAGAGACAGGAACUGUGAAAGAAUGAAGACAAGCUAGAUAUUGCUGUUUCCAAAGAGCUGUCAAAGACUAUAGUUCUGUUGGAAGUAUACACAUAUAACCAUUUGAACUAGCAAAUGUGUAACACAUAAUCAGAUAAACCUGAAAAGUAACUUGGCUGUUUGAAGCUCAACUUCAAAAGAACACCUUGACACAAAGUGAUCAAUAUGAGUGCUGAAGGAUAUCAGUACAGAGCGCUUUAUGACUACAAGAAGGAGAGGGAAGAGGACAUUAAUCUGCGUGUGGGGGAUAUACUGUUGGUAAGCAAAGGAUCCCUGGUGGCUCUUGGGUACACUGAUGGGCUGGAACAGAGGCCAGAGGACAUUGGCUGGCUGCCAGGCUUCAAUGAAACCACUCAGGAAAAAGGGGACUUCCCAGGGACAUAUGUCGAGUUCAUUGGAAAGAAGUGGAUGUCUCCCCCUACACCCAAGCCAAGGCCCCUCAGACCCUUACCUGUAGCUCCGGGCUCCUCCAAGGCGGAGACAGACUCCGACUCAGAGCAAGGCUUCUGUCUGCUGGACUUGACGGAGCAGUUUUCCCCUCCCGAAACCACUCCACCCAUGCUGGCCAGACUGCUGGAAGCUAUUGAGAGAAGAGGUCUUGAUAACCCCACUUUAUAUCGAACAUUUACUGCUGGUGGUGGACUUGAAGUCAGACAGUAUUUUGAUUGUGAUCCUCCUUCACCAGACCUGGAUCAGUUGGAACUUCCGGUCCUGUGUGAUGGUCUGCGCAGGUACCUGCAGGAUCUUCCCCAGCCCAUCAUCCCCACUGCAAUAUAUGCUCAGAUGGUCCACACUGCCAAAGAGGUGGUGAAUCCUGAGGAAUGUACCCAGCUGCUACGUUGCAUUGCCAGCACCCCGAGUCUGCCUCCCCAAUACUGGCUAACUCUCCACUGUCUGCUAAGGCAUUUCGCUAGAGUGUGCCAAAACAGCUCCAAGAACCUGCUCAGUGCCAGAGCCCUGGGCGAGAUCUUCAGCCCUGUGUUUUUCAGACAGCAGGCCACCAGUUGUGAACCCAGCUUGGAUGCUCACAUCAAGAUUAUUGAGGUUCUGGUGACCAGUGAAGGGAGUGAAAGUCAGGCAGCUCCAGCUCUACCUCCAAAGCCACCCAAGCCCACAUCUGUGACUAACAACGGUAUGAACAACAACAUGGCCCUACAAGACGCCGAAUGGUACUGGGGAGACAUCUCAAGGGAGGAGGUCAAUGAGAAACUGAGGGACACUGCGGAUGGUACGUUUUUGGUGCGAGACGCCUCCACAAAAAUGCACGGAGACUACACUCUGACUCUGAGGAAAGGAGGAAACAACAAGCUCAUUAAGAUAUUCCAUCGGGAUGGGAAGUACGGCUUCUCAGAUCCACUGACCUUCGGCUCUGUUGUUGAGCUAAUCAACCACUAUCGCAACGAGUCACUGGCGCAGUACAACCCCAAGCUAGACGUCAAGCUGCUGUAUCCAGUCUCCAAACACCAGCAGGAUCAGGUGGUGAAAGAAGACAACAUUGAAGCUGUGGGGAGGAAGCUCUGCGAGUACCACCAGCAGUACCAGGAGAAGAACAAAGAGUACGACCGUCUAUAUGAAGAAUACACCAGAACAUCACAAGAAAUCCAAAUGAAAAGGACGGCUAUAGAAGCAUUUAAUGAAACUAUAAAGAUAUUUGAGGAGCAAUGUCAAACACAAGAGCGGUACAGCAAGGAGUAUAUUGAGAAAUUCAGGAGAGAAGGCAACGACAAGGAGAUCCAGAGGAUCAUGGGCAACUACGAGAAGUUGAAGUCCCGGAUUAGUGAAAUCGUAGACAGCAAGCGCCGACUGGAGGAAGAUCUGAAGAAACAGGCGGCAGACUACAGAGAGAUUGACAAGAGGAUGAACAGCAUCAAGCCCGACCUCAUCCAGCUCCGCAAGACCAGAGACCAGUAUCUCAUGUGGUUGACCCAGAAGGGCGUCAGACAGAAGAAACUCAACGAGUGGCUCGGUAUCAAGAACGACAACACAGAAGAUCAAUAUUCUAUGGUGGACGAUGAUGAAGAUCUUCCUCAUCAUGACGAGCGGUCCUGGAAGCUGGGCAACAUCAAUCGAAUACAGGCGGAGGCUCUCCUCCAGGGCAAGAGAGACGGAACAUUCCUGGUUCGAGACAGCAGCAAAGCCGGAUGCUACGCCUGCAGCGUUGUUGUGGACGGCGAGGUGAAGCACUGCGUCAUCAACAAGACACCCUCAGGUUACGGCUUCGCCGAGCCGUACAACCUGUACAGCUCGUUAAAAGAACUCGUACUUCACUACCAGCACACGUCUUUGGUCCAGCACAAUGACUCUCUGAAUGUGACGCUAGCAUACCCUGUCUAUGCCCAGCAGAGGCGGUGAGGACCCAGAUGUACCCACAUGGACACAAGAAAAGGCCUCAUGGGAGCUAGAGAUACACGUCCUCGGACUCCACGAUUUAAAAAGAGGCUGUUUGCUGAACUCAAACUUGAAAUCAGAGGAAAAGACGCAAUAAAGCCUGAAACAUUUCAGUGACUUUGCUUGACCACGAGCCUAAGGCGAGUCUGAAUGUAGAUUUCUUUCUCUUUUGCUUUUUGUGGGAGCACAGAAUCAAGCGGAAAAUGCUGAACUCUCCCCCAGCAGAGGACAUUUGAGGCCUUUUCCUAACGGUGCUUGUUCUUUUUCAAAGCUUUACCAGCCGGGAAUGUCUAAUCGCAGCAGAAACUCUUCAAAUGGAACUGCACCCACCGGCCACAACUUUGUUUUUCCACUUUUGUUUAUUUUCCUUUCAUGUCAUCUACGUGUGUGUUUCUGCACAAGUGUUUCUGUGUAUGUGGCUGUGAGUGAGUGUGUGAUUGUCCAUGUGACCAAAACUCAUAGAAUCAGGAAACUGUGUGACGUUGGGGGGCUGUGUAACACAUUUGCGUGUUAACUGUUCGGUAGCAGACCGUGGGUCAGCUAAUAAAUGUAGCAAAAUGGCACUUUUUAAACAAAGUUUUAAUUUUUUUGGAAAGACUCCUAUGGACUUUUAUCAGAAGAGCAGAGAGGACAAGAUGUCUGCAUCCUGCCUUCUUACUGUUAAGCAUUAUAGUGCAAAAGUAAACUUGAUCUUUACUGUUGGCAGGUGAAACUGUGGACUUACUUCAUGUACAUAUGUGAAAAUGUGCAAAGUCAUGAAUCAAAGUGCACCAUACCAAAAAGGAUCAGUUCAUGUUUAGUUCUAUUCUGAUCUGCUAUGCAAUUCUUUCUCCAUUAUUUCUUCAGAAUUGUUUUAUUCUGUUGCAACCGACAAUAUAAGCUUGUUUUAUUGCUUGAAAAGUAUCUUUUCCUGUGUAAAUAUCCAAGAGGAUAUUUUGUGUCAAAAUGCCAAGAAAAAAAACUGCUUAUGAUUUUUAAAGAUAAUAAUAGCAACAUACACUUUAUUAUAAAGUACUUUAACACCUGGUAAAGAUGGAAAAGAUGAGUAUUAUUAGUAUUAUUUCUUUUUGCUUCAAACUAAUGUUCUCAGGCAGAGCCUUUUGAGUAUUUGAGCUGCUUCAGUCACAAGUACUAUUUCUUACAGAGCUAAGCAUUCAUGCAGUUCUUUGUUGAGACAGACAAAGAUAGUUUGAGGACUCAGAGACUGGGAUGAUGGGAUUGUACAACCCUCAUCAAUCAUCACCAUGAAAACAACAUAAGAUUUAUUUUGUUAUAAAAUAUAUAUAUAUGUUCCCACAUGAGAAUAUCAAAAGCAGACUGGUGUUUUCAACUGAUGGAUAUUGUCAUUAAAGAUCAAUAUACGUUGUCCACUUAGUAUUUUUCUGUAUCAGAAAAUCACUGUUUACAUAGGUGGAUUAGCUCAUUUCAGAUCUGUCUGUAAUUUCAUAUUUCAAAAGGACAACAUGUUCCAGUGGAAUCCGUGACAGAAAAAUGUAGCCACAACUGAACUACAUUUUCUUUCCCCAUCUUUAUUCUAGCUUCUUACAAACUCAUGAUUCAAGUGAUUGGUACAUGUGUAAACCCAGUGGACUGGUAAUAAUUAUCAGGAAAUAUUUUAAAUAAAGCAUUUUGAGUGUCAAACCACCAAAACUAGCAAUUUGUCUCCCUCGUUAAGUAAUUGACGUGAAAAACAACAAAUUAGAUAACGCAAAUGACAAAAUGUCUGCCAUUAAAUUCUUUAGAUGUGAUUUUAUUUUUUUUUUUUUUAAAUCCCCACUCCAAAAAUGUACUCAUGGUCAGUACAGCUGUCAAACUGUUAAAUAUAUCUUUGUAUAACGAAUUAGUUGUAAAAACCUUAACCCAAUGUAAUUUUGAUUGCUUCCAUUUAAGUCAAAUUUGACUCUUAAUUCUCUCCAUCUUUGGCACAACUUCUCUUUGUGGGGGGGAAAAGGUCUAUAUGUGUAUAAACAGGCUUACAACAACAGCUAAGCCUCCACUUGUCACUUCCCAUUAAAAGAAAUGCAGAUAAUAAAUGAUACAUUUGAUAUGUUUUGAGAGAAAUGCUGCAUAUGACCACAGAUUUUUUAGUUUCUUGCAUAUUAUUCUUUCUCAUAUUAUUCUUUUUGUGGGUGUCCCCAGACAUGAUGAUUGGAUUGAGAUUUACCAGUGUUGCCCAGUUUUGCUUCAAAUCUGUAUUGGGCUUUGUUAACAAGGAAAUAAAACACUUCAUUUUAAGAAACAA
This is a messenger RNA of Siniperca chuatsi (mandarin fish), 5158 nucleotides long. It is a transcript of the gene pik3r1, whose product is annotated as phosphoinositide-3-kinase, regulatory subunit 1 (alpha). The coding region runs from base 694 to 2880 and encodes 728 amino acids. The record is from RefSeq and is a predicted model, not a curated record. Gene Ontology annotation, biological process: insulin receptor signaling pathway; phosphatidylinositol phosphate biosynthetic process. Lineage: Eukaryota; Metazoa; Chordata; Actinopteri; Centrarchiformes; Sinipercidae. Gene Ontology annotation, molecular function: protein binding; 1-phosphatidylinositol-3-kinase regulator activity. The transcript is spliced from 15 exons. Gene Ontology annotation, cellular component: phosphatidylinositol 3-kinase complex.